Racocetra persica is the source of this 963-nucleotide messenger RNA. The record is from the annotation of a GenBank genome assembly. Lineage: Eukaryota; Fungi; Glomeromycota; Glomeromycetes; Diversisporales; Gigasporaceae.
AUGUCCACAUCUACCGAAACCAAAGAAGAACUUGAAAAAGAAUUACUUAAAAUUGAUAUUGAAAUAAAGGAACUCGAAGAAAGCAUUUAUGACACUAAGAAAAAAAAUCCAUUAUAUGAAGCUUUAUCGUGGAUUAUAUUACAACAAACAAAAAAAUUAGAUAAUGGUUUAUUUAUUAUUCAACCUGUAAAUAAUAAAAAGUAUAAAAUAUAUGAAAUGCCAGAUUUUAAUAUUUUGCCCGAAAAGAAGCAACAAAUCAUUAUAGAGUACAGAGGUCGUAUAUUCAAUGUUGUGUAUAAACUGCAAGAAGACAACAAUAAUCAAAAUAAUCCUCAAUGUCAAUCAUAUUAUAAAGAACCUGAUUCAGUACCUUCUAUUUUUUUAUCAAUUAUUAACAAUGACUCAAGUUCAAAUGACAGACCUGAUGUUAAUGCGAUUACUGAAUUCAUUAGCGAAUGUAAUGAAGGAAAUUGGAACAGAGUUCAGCUGUUAUCAGACUUGAAUGGUUUGGAAACCGUCGUUUUAGAUAAAUCACAAGAAAUAUUAUUGAAAAGAGAAUUAGACUCUUUUGUUAAUGACAAAGAUAAACCUGGAACUGGAAAAACUACAUUAAUAAAUGCCAUAUCAUCUUAUUUGUCACGAGAUCUCUAUUAUCUUAAUCUCAAAAAAAUUAAAAAUGAUAAUGAUAUGAGCGCUGCCUUUAGUUCUGUUCCACUGAAUCAAAUAAUUGUUCUUGAAGAUGUUGAUACACAAUUAAAUAUUCUUUAUAAAAGAGGCAUUAGCCACCCAAAUUAUCAUAACUUUAUAUCUGAAGAUUUUAUAAAAGAAAAUGAUGAUCUAUCAAAAUAUAAAGAUUUAUUUUCAUUUAUUAGUUUAUCUAAUUUUCUUGGAUGUUUGGAUGGGCAAAUAUUAACAGAAGGCACGACAACUAAUCAUAUUGAACAUCUUGAUCCCGUAUGGUAA